GUCAGUAGCCCCUCUUAGUAAAUGCGUGUGUGUGUGUGUACGUAAGUGACAGAGAGUGCCUGUGUGAGUGUGUCUGGGACAGCCAUGGAGGACAGCACCACCUCUGAUGAGGACCUGGAGGCCCUGAUCGAGGGCCUGGACUACAUCCCGGGCCACUUCCACCUGGGGCUGCACCUGAACGGGGAGGCCCGUGGGCCGGUGGAGCUGCGCCGCCGCGACACACACCUGCGCCAGGAGAGCCUGCGCGCCCAGCUGGAGGCCGAGACCGGCUGGCUGCAGUACGCCGUCCGGAACCUCCUGGGCCUCCUGGACUUCCACCUGGACCAGCUGGCCGAGGCAGAGGAGGCAUUCCGCGGCGUAUGCCGCGAGGAGCCCACCAACCUGAACGCCUGGGCCAACCUGGGCUACGUGUACGACCGACUGGGCCGCGAGGCGGAGGCGGGGGAGUGCGUGGAGAAGGUGUCCGCCCUCAUGGGCCUGGGUGACGGGGACGACGACCAGGACGGGCCCAGGCUGCGAGCGGCCCGGUGCCUGGCGGAGCAGGCCUACGCACAUCCCUGGGACGUGGAGCUGGAGGACGAGGACGUGUUCAGAGAGAGGCUGACGGCCACUGUCACACUCUAUAACAGAGCGCUGGACCACGGAGCAGAGCUGAUACCAACAGAGGAGAAAAGAAGCUGGUAUCUUAAAAUGGCAACUGUUUACAUAAGCACUUACUUAUUUUACUCUCUAACACGUUUAAGUAUACUUCAGAUCAUAUCUGGGCGUGGCCCCCCUCCUGUCUGUGCUGUGAUUUGUAGGCUGGAUGGAAUGCUGCGGGAUAAAGAGAACAGUGAAUACUCCAGGCUGCCCCUCUACAACAAAGGCCUGAAGUUGCUCACACAGGUGCUGGAGUCUGACAGAGUCAAUCUCAAAGCUCUGGCCUGGUGUUAUGUUGGUGUGCUGCUGGAAAGGAAGUCUGAGUUCUCCACGGUGCCCAUGGCCGUCCACGACUGUGGCUACUCAGGCUCAGAACCGCUAUCCUGCUACGGAUUGGCCAUCAAGUUUGCCACCGACGAUGCCCUCAUCCUGAACCAGCUGGUGAAGGUCUUCCUGGAACUGGGCAAGCACGACAUGGCAACGGGCAUCAGCAACAUGGCGCUCAACGUGCUGCCCGACCCUGAGCUCAACUGGCAGGCCUACUGCAACCGCGCCAAGAUUAACGUCACAGCGUAUGUGCGGGACCUGGAGAGGGCCAAACAGAGGCAUGCUGGGAUACCCGACAGGCAGAUCCUGCGAGAGGCCAAAGCCGACCUGGAGCGCGUGCUGAGUGUGAGGCCCUGCCUUAGAACACACCUGGAGAUGGCACAGGUGUUCUACUACAUGGGGGUGGAUGCAGUGCAGGAGUCUCUGCUGGUGGACGAGGGGGCGGUGAACAGUGCCCUUGUGUGUCUGGCGCGGGCGCUGCAGUGCCCACCGGGCGAGAGCCUGCCAGAGCUGCAGCUGCUGCGCGGCCGCUGCCUACUGCUGAAGGGGGAGGAGCACAAUGCGGCCGACUGCUUCCUGCGGGCCCUGAAGCUGCAGCGACCCGGAGCGGCUGACCCCGCCGUUCUGGGCUGCCUGCUGACCGCCCUGCUCGCGUGCUGCUGCCCGGGCCCUGACACGGACAGUGCCAUCAUCAGGCUGGAGGAGUGCGUGCGGCGGGCGGAGAAGACCUAUUCGGCGGGGGUGGUCCGGGCGGAGCUGCGGGCACUGUGCCGCUCUCACACGGCCGAGGUGACGGAGCUGUCCAGGACGCUGGUGAAGAGGGGCCGCAACAAACUGGUGCGCCACCUACUGGACAGUCUACAGCCACGCGGGAAGACGGUGCUGGGACGCUCACUAUCUGUGUGAGGAGGAGAGGAACACACGUGUAUGUGUGUGUGUGUGUAUGUGUGUAAUAAUGCAGGUCUGUAGGUGUUUGUGAAGUCCCCUGACUCUCGCUGUGAAAGUGAGAGGAACAUACCAGGAAGCGUGUGUGUCUGUGUGUGGAGGACAUCACUGGGCUACUCACUGUCUACAUCAGAGGAGAGAGGAGCCCACCAGGAUUUGUGUUUGUGUGUGUGUGUGUGUGUGUGUGUGUAUGUUAAUCUGUACGUGUGUGUGUGCAUUGUAAGGCACAAAAAGCAAUCCCAAAACACAAAUGAAGACAGAUAUACACUUUUCAGUCUAGUCAAGGACCAAUGUAUCACUGUGACAUCAGAAAACGAGGAAUGUUGAGGGAGAGGCAAU
Clupea harengus (Atlantic herring) is the source of this 2250-nucleotide messenger RNA. It is a transcript of the gene ttc22, whose product is annotated as tetratricopeptide repeat domain 22. Gene Ontology annotation, molecular function: protein binding. NCBI's taxonomy places the organism in Eukaryota, Metazoa, Chordata, Actinopteri, Clupeiformes, Clupeidae. The record is from RefSeq and is a predicted model, not a curated record. The transcript has 7 exons. Bases 85 to 1872 code for a protein of 595 amino acids.